UUCAUGGUUUAGGAGAGCCCCCAGAUGAGAGGAGGGUGCGACAUCAGAUGGUUACAAAGUUGUUACAAGUAAUUCCAAAGCGUGCGAUUAUGUUUCACAAGUGAGUUAAAUGUACUGAACAUGUCAGUGACUGAAAGAGGGGCUUAGCAUCGACUUUCACACGGCUGAACUCUUCCAAACGAAAUUCGACAUCGCCAAGUGUGCCUUGACUGGCGAGCAGGACUCCAUUGCCCUGGAUAGCUUCAGUUGCUGUUGCACCAGCACUUCCGCUCCGAGUCAGGCGAAAGACACGCGUCCAGGCGACGGAAGAGGCACACACAGACACAAAGAAAGGUAGGAUGUCGGAUGAGGACUCGCGCGCCAGCAGCAGUUCUUCAUCUUCCACCUCUUCGUCCUCUACCCAUCAGCAGCAGCAGCAGCAGGAGAAAGACACGCCUAGCAAGAAGCGAGACGGCAAGGCAAACAUGAGCAAGACCUCCAAACUCCUCUCCACCAGCGCCAAAAGAAUCCAAAAGGAGCUCGCUGACAUCACCUUGGACCCUCCACCCAACUGCAGUGCUGGCCCUAAAGGUGAUAACAUGUAUGAGUGGAGGUCCACCAUUUUGGGGCCUCCAGGCUCCGUGUACGAGGGAGGGAUAUUUUUCCUGGACAUCGCCUUCACUCCAGACUACCCCUUCAAACCUCCAAAGGUGACGUUCCGUACGCGUAUCUACCACUGCAACAUCAACAGUCAGGGUGUGAUCUGUCUGGACAUCCUGAAGGACAACUGGAGUCCAGCGUUGACCAUCUCCAAGGUCCUGCUGUCCAUCUGCUCCCUACUCACAGACUGCAACCCUGCUGACCCACUGGUGGGAAGUAUUGCCACCCAGUACACAACCAACAGAUCUGAGCACGACAGGAUAGCCAAGCAGUGGACCAAGCGCUACGCCACAUAGACUGACCCAGAAAUUUGGAGAGAAGAGCGGAGAGAAGAGGAGAGAAGAGGAGAGGUGGAUGUGGAGAAAUACGUCUGUGUGUGUGUAUGGGGAGGGGUGUGUGUGUGAGAGAGGUGGUGUGUGUGUCUGUGUGUGUCUGUGUGUGUGUGUGUGUGUGUGUGUGUGUGUGUGUGUGUGUGUGUGUGUGUGUGUGUGUGUGUGUGUGUGUGUGUGUGUGAAUGGGAGGGUGGGGGGUGAUGGGAUGAGAUGUGGUCUGUAUCUGGUGGGGAAGGGAUGAGAAGGGGGGGGGGGUAUUGAUAGAGCUGUGGGACAUUUUUAUUGGGGGUAUUGAAGGGCGGCGGGUGUGAGGGAGGGGUUGGAUUUAAUUUGUAUUUCUGUAUUGGCCUCUUUGUAACGUGAUGCUUCCUUUUUUUGUCUGGACUUCCUCUUCUUUUAUUUUCACCCCCCAAGUAAAAGUCACUAUCAGGCAGUGCUGCAUCCUACAUGCAUUUGCUCUUUUGUUGUUGUUUUUGUGUUGCUCUUUUAUCCCUCUUUUUGUGUUUUGUUUUUGUUUUCUAUCCUGUUGUAAAUCAGCUGUAGAUGGCAGGCUUUUUGGAAGAGUUAUUUUUAAUGGCAUAAUAACAAUGUCGUAAAUGACGUGUAAUAAUAACGUAAUGUGGCUGCGGAGGCUGCGUUACGGUGGCUUGUGAAAACUGUAGCACUGCAUGAUCCUUUCUUUGGCCAAACCUGAAAAACUGCAAUGUGAAUUUCCCAGACUUCUAUUAAAGCUGAAUUACAACUGA
This is a messenger RNA of Engraulis encrasicolus (European anchovy), 1717 nucleotides long. It is a transcript of the gene ube2e1, whose product is annotated as ubiquitin-conjugating enzyme E2E 1. The record is from RefSeq and is a predicted model, not a curated record. NCBI's taxonomy places the organism in Eukaryota, Metazoa, Chordata, Actinopteri, Clupeiformes, Engraulidae. Gene Ontology annotation, biological process: protein K48-linked ubiquitination. Gene Ontology annotation, cellular component: nucleus. The transcript has 6 exons. Bases 339 to 935 code for a protein of 198 amino acids. Gene Ontology annotation, molecular function: ubiquitin conjugating enzyme activity.